AUGGAUUUGUGGUUCCCCAACGAUUUUGAUCAUAUAAAUGAUAUGUAUGAAGAUGAAACUGCCUCAAUCGAUGAUAAAUUCUUGUCAAGAGAUGAUGAAAUUUGUUCAAUUGAUGAUGAUAAUCGCUUAAUCGAAAAUGUUGACAUGAUGGAUCACCGCCAUGAAAGGGAGUUUACAUUUGCUGAAAAUAUUUCUAAAAGAAUGCAAAUUCCUGGCAUGUUGUUUUUUAUACUUAUUGUCGGUAAAAUUUUCUCAAACACAUUACGGCCCCAUUUGGUGAGAAGAACAGAAUGGAAGAGAAGGGAAGUAUACUUUUUUAAAGAGUGUUUGACAUACCUAGAACAAGAACUAAUUGAAACUUUGACCAAGUUCAAGGAGACAAUUCACAAAAAAUAA
This is a messenger RNA of Lactuca saligna, 396 nucleotides long. NCBI's taxonomy places the organism in Eukaryota, Viridiplantae, Streptophyta, Magnoliopsida, Asterales, Asteraceae. The record is from the annotation of a GenBank genome assembly.